UUCAUGGCUUCACUCCUCAUUCAUUGUAACCAGACAUUCACAAAUUCCUACGAUCUUUACGAUCUCUUUUCUGAUCCGAAAUAUUUCUGACAUUUUUCUUUUUUCUAAACACACGCUCAAAAUAAAAACAGUUUUAUCUUUCUCUGUAUAACUAAUCAUCUUCUUUUACCCACUACUGAGAUUCCAUGGAUCCUACUCGAGCUUUCGUGAACAAAGUUAAACGCCUCGUGGUUAAGGUGGGAACAGCUGUGGUUACUCGACCGGAUGGGAGAUUAGCAUUGGGUAGACUUGGAGCUCUCUGUGAGCAGCUUAAAGAAUUAAACUCCAGAGGAUAUGAGGUUAUUUUGGUGACUUCUGGAGCUGUUGGUCUUGGCCGUCAAAGGCUCAAAUACAGGAGAUUGGCAAAUAGCAGCUUUUCUGAUCUCCGAAGUCCAAAUCCAGAGUUUGAUGGAAAAGCUUGUGCAGCUGUUGGGCAGAGUAGUCUUAUGGCUCUUUAUGAUGCCAUGUUUAGCCAGCUUGAUAUUACCUCUUCUCAACUUCUUGUGACAGAUGCUUUUUUUGGUAAUGAAGCAUUCAGACAGCAACUUUCAGAUACAGUCAAUUCGUUGUUGGGUCAAAGGGUUAUUCCUAUUUUCAAUGAGAAUGAUGCUGUUAGCACUAGGAGCGCACCAUAUGAGGAUUCUUCUGGUAUAUUUUGGGAUAAUGAUAGUUUGGCAGGUCUAUUGGCUUAUGAACAAAAAGCUGACCUUCUUGUUUUACUGAGUGAUGUGGAGGGCCUGUAUAGUGGUCCUCCAAGUGAUCCAAAAUCAAAGCUAAUUGAUACAUAUGUCAAAGAGAAACAUCAAGGAGAGAUUACAUUUGGCGACAAAUCCAGGGUCGGCAGAGGUGGUAUGACUGCCAAGGUAGAAGCUGCUGUUUAUGCUGCUGAUCGUGGUACUCCUGUUGUUAUUACAAGUGGAUAUGCCACAGACAACAUUAUAAGAGUACUUCAAGGAGAGCGAAUUGGUACUGUUUUUCAUAAAGAUGCACAUAUGUGGACUGUAGUUAAAGAAGUCAGUGCACGUGAAAUGGCGGUUGCAGCAAGAGAAUGUUCAAGGCGGCUUCAAGCAUUAGAAUCCAAAAAGAGGAGGCAAAUUUUGCUGAACAUAGCUGAUGCAUUGGAGGCAAAUGAAAGUGCAAUAAGAGCUGAGAAUGAAGCUGAUAUUUCUGCUGCACAGGAGGGUGGAUACGAUAAGCCAUUAUUAUCUCGUUUGGCCUUGAAGCCUGGGAAGAUCUCUAGUCUCGCGAGAUCUGUUCGGAAACUUGCGGACAUGGAAGAGCCUAUUGGUCAUGUUUUAAAGAGAACAGAGCUUGCAGAUGGACUUACCUUAAAGAAAGUAUCAUGUCCUUUGGGUGUCCUUCUGGUUGUUUUUGAGUCUCGACCUGAUGCCUUAGUUCAGAUAGCUGCAUUAGCAAUUCGGAGUGGGAACGGUCUUCUACUUAAAGGUGGGAAAGAAGCGAAGCGAUCAAAUGCAAUUUUGCACAAGCUCAUAACUUCAGCAAUCCCAGAUUCAGUUGGCAAAAAACUCAUUGGACUUGUGACUUCAAGAGAGGAUAUUCCAGAUCUACUCAAGCUUGAUGAUGUAAUUGAUCUUGUGAUCCCCAGAGGCAGUAAUAAACUUGUCUCUCAAAUCAAAGAGUCGACAAAGAUUCCUGUUCUUGGUCAUGCUGAUGGAAUUUGCCAUGUUUAUGUUGAUAAGUCGGCUAAAAUGGAUAUGGCAAAGCGUGUUGUUCUAGAUGCAAAGACUGAUUAUCCUGCUGCCUGUAAUGCCAUGGAAACUCUUCUCGUACACAAGGAUUUAACUCAUCAUGAAGGAUUUAAUGAGCUUAUUAGAGCACUCCGCCACAAAGGUGUUAUUCUGUAUGGUGGACCUAGAGCAAGCACUUUGUUAAGAAUUCCAGAGGCAACUUCAUUGCAUCAUGAGUAUAAUUCCCUGGCCUGCACUGUCGAAAUUGUUGAUGAUGUGUUUGCUGCCAUUGAUCACAUUCAUGAACAUGGAAGUGCUCAUACUGAUUGCAUCGUCACAGAAGAUGAAGAAAUUGGUGAAACUUUCCUGCAUCAAGUUGACAGUGCUGCUGUAUUUCACAAUGCAAGUACAAGAUUUUGUGAUGGGGCACGCUUUGGACUUGGUGCAGAGGUUGGGAUAAGUACUAGCCGGAUUCAUGCUCGCGGUCCUGUAGGAGUUGAAGGAUUGUUAACAACAAGAUGGAUUUUGAGAGGAAAGGGGCAGGUGGUGGAUGGUGAUAAAGGAGUGAACUAUACACACAAGAAUCUUCCAGUGGUAGAUGGUGAUUGGAUGAUGGUGGUUCAUUCCUGACUUUCAAGAUCCUAUCUGCCUAUUUAAUAGUUAUAGUUAUAUACCAAUCGCUCUUCAAAUCCAAUGUAGCGUAUCCAUAAUAUUAAUUUUAGUUCAAAAAAGAAAGAAGGAAAAAAAAAAAGAAAAAAGAAAAAGAAAAACUUCGAUCCCCUUUUUGGUUCCGAAGUUUUUUGUUGCCUUUUAUUUUCAGAAACUUUAUUACAUUCUUUUAAUUCUUUGGAUGACAAAAAAUAUUAUUCAUACGAUUGAAAUUCAUUUCUUUUUCCUCAA
Molecule: messenger RNA, 2627 nt
Organism: Ziziphus jujuba (common jujube)
Lineage: Eukaryota; Viridiplantae; Streptophyta; Magnoliopsida; Rosales; Rhamnaceae
Product: delta-1-pyrroline-5-carboxylate synthase
Exons: 20
Coding region: 186-2357 (723 amino acids)
Cellular component (GO): cytoplasm
Molecular function (GO): glutamate-5-semialdehyde dehydrogenase (NADP+) activity; glutamate 5-kinase activity; ATP binding
Source: RefSeq, a predicted model, not a curated record